This is a messenger RNA of Trichoderma asperellum CBS 433.97, 669 nucleotides long. Lineage: Eukaryota; Fungi; Ascomycota; Sordariomycetes; Hypocreales; Hypocreaceae. The record is from RefSeq and is a predicted model, not a curated record.
AUGACCGUCAAUAAAAAACCGGAUGUCCUUCAUGAACUACAGCAAUCGUACUUAGCAUUUACGCUUUUGGACAGAAUUUGUUUCUCAGACCCAAAUCUCUUCAAGACUGGAAAUGCAUCAGAAAUGAGGCUGGCUCCAAUAACUACCGAACCGCCUCCCCUUAAUAGCGCUGGAUAUGGAGCCGAGAGUUUUGGUAGUGGCACCUACAUGGUGACGCACAACCAGUAUAAUUGCCUUUCCCUGGUGUCUACUGACGGGGUAGUUGUUAUUGAUACGCCCUCAUCUAUUGGCUAUAACCGUCAAUAUGCUAUUGGCAACAUCACCGACAAGCACCCCAGAAUUAUAUUCAUCUAUGCCGCUAUGCAGAAGGUUUUAAUGAUCGUCAACGUGAUCUUACCCGGGUGGGUGUCGUUUGCAUAUCUGGGCGAAGCAGAGGACAUGCCGGGCUUCGUCCGUGCGCAUGAUCAAGUCCUCCAUUACAGUUUUGACCAUUAUGUAGGCGGACAUCUAACCAGUUCUAGUAACCGAGUUGACGUGGUGGUGCAGCCAGCUGCCUUAUGCAACGAACCCAAUACCACAGCUGUAUCUGCUUGGUUAGAUAUUGUUACAAAUCGGAAAUGGUUGGGCCAAUUGUCUGGUGUAGACGUAUAUGGAUUCGAGAACUCAUAA